UUAUCACUGUCAUUCACAAAUGUUUCAAAUAAAUAAUCGGAUUUAUCACUUUCAAGUAUUUAUUUUCAACUAUGAACAUAAUAUUAUGACAUGAUUUUACCACAUGAUUUUAAUUGAAAGUUCGUAGAAGUAGCCAAAUGUAUUGCUCAAAUAAGAGGAUGUGCUAAAUAAAAAAAAAAAAAAAAAAAAAAACGAUGGAUUUUAUAACGACAAUACUUAGUAUAGUUGAUGUUUUGAUGCUGCAUCGAAAAAAAUUAUAUAUUCUCUUAAAAGUUAAACUAUAAUCAUAUUCUUUAAUGUUUUUGAUAAACAUAUUAAAGAAGGCACAAGAACGACUGUGAAUCUACGGAUACUUGUUAUGUAAAUCUGUUUUGAAGAAAAUGACCUUUGACUCGAUUUAACAUCAUCUUAGAUAAAUACCAUUCAAUAAGGUCAAAAUCACGUGGCAAAAAUUAAAUAAACACAUGAUUUUGCGCGCAUGUUUUACUGCAUUGAAAUCGACAUAGACUGGUGCCAACAAUGGAUCCCGACUACUUUCUAGCAGUGGCAAUAAUGCUAGCUGUUGCCAACGUCUGUCAUGCUGAAUGCCAAACACGCUCAGUUUACUGUUACGAAUGUGAUUCAUGGACAGAUCUCAGAUGCAAGGAUCCUUUCAAUUACACUGCGCUUCCAAGAGAUCAACCACCACUCAUGACCUGUAAUGGCUGUUGUGUUAAAAUGGUCCGCAAUGCAAAAUCACCAUACGAGAGUGUACGAAGGACAUGCACUUCACAAUUGCAAAUAAACUUAUUCAUGGUGGACCACGUGUGCAUGAUGGAAAGUACCGGCACUGGUCACAUGUGCUUCUGUGAGGAAGAUAUGUGCAAUAGGGUAGCUCAUUCCUCAAGCUCAAAUAAAACUCUCCUGAUCCUAUCUACUUUAUUCCUAAUCCUUAGUUCGCUCGUCAGGAGCUAAGGCUUGCUUAGUAGGUCGCUGUGAUUAUCACCACUGUAUUUACAUUACAUUCUUUAUUCUUAUCUCCUGUAGAGGCCCUAAAAAGUUUUAAAAUACACUUAAUUAUUUAAGCGUGAAAUUAGUAAAAGCCGUUCAAAAUUUUUUUAUAAAUAUUUACUAUAAUUCGUCAUAACUUUUUUUAACGUAAAUCAUAAAAAUUCCAUAGCUAAAUAUUUAACUCAUUAGUUAAUAUUUUUCAAAAUUAAUAACUUAGCAGUUUAAGAAUUUGUAAUAUUAAAGAAGUAUGAAAAGUGGUUGUUUUAAUAGACAUUUCUUCAAUUUUAAUCCGUGCUUAGCAUAGGGGUCUAUCUGAUAAAAUAUUAUUUUUUUUUAUUAAAUCUUCAAUAACGUUUUAAAUACUCGGUAACAAAAAUAUUAUAGCUAUUAGAAAAUAAUAAAUUUUAAAUACUAAGAAUAGAUAAAGUAAUUAUUGAUUGAUAGUUAUUAAGAAUAAUUCCUCUAAAAUCAAUUAUUACGGAAGUUUAUUUUUAAAAAAUCAUUUUUUAUAACUUAUUUAUUUGAUUGAUUUCUUUCACACUAUUUUAGGAGUAGUAUUCACAUAUAUACUCUUGACUUUUUCUCUGUCCUAACUCGUUCGAUUUACUGUCGAACAAAAAACAAUAAACUAUAGUACGCAUAGAUAGCGUCUUUCACGGCGUGUUUACAGCAUGUUCACCAAUUAGCUGUGUUACAAUAAAAUACCAACUGGAAAUAAUUUUAGUCGAGUAGACCUUAUUAAAUUUUAAUUACUUAAAUAUUAAAACUAAAAUUACAAUUACAUUUAAACAUUGCUGCAACCAACUGAAUAAUUAAUAAUAUUAAUUUCUAGUUGGAUUUUAUAAAUUAAAUUGUAUGUAGAUAGUAAAAAUAAGUCUAGAUAAAAUAAGUAUUAAGUUGGAAUGAGAAAUUGAAAAUCUUUUAAUGUAUGAACAAAUGGUACAGGUGUAUGAAACAUUAUUUGAACGUCAACUAUCUAUUUGUUGUUAAUACGACUCAGCGUAUUUUUUUUAUUCAUAAUGAUUAAAAAAAUAAACUUGGUUCAAAAGAAAAAAACGUGAACUGAGAAAAUAACUUUAAGACUUUGAUUAUCUUAAAUCAA
Messenger RNA from Cotesia glomerata, 2092 nucleotides. RefSeq names its product protein quiver (gene qvr). The coding region runs from base 520 to 954 and encodes 144 amino acids. The record is from RefSeq and is a predicted model, not a curated record. Gene Ontology annotation, biological process: sleep; regulation of synaptic transmission, cholinergic; positive regulation of voltage-gated potassium channel activity. The transcript is spliced from 7 exons. NCBI's taxonomy places the organism in Eukaryota, Metazoa, Arthropoda, Insecta, Hymenoptera, Braconidae.